Molecule: messenger RNA, 2124 nt
Organism: Brassica rapa (field mustard)
Lineage: Eukaryota; Viridiplantae; Streptophyta; Magnoliopsida; Brassicales; Brassicaceae
Product: autophagy-related protein 8e-like
Source: RefSeq, a predicted model, not a curated record
AAAUAGUUAUUUGAUAAGUAACUAUCUUAAUCUAUUAAGAAAAAGUCCGAGGGAGACGUGCCAUCCACUUACGAGGAAAAGUCUCGAGUAAGAAGAACAGCAAUAAAUUAAAAUUUAUGUAUUAUAUUACGUAGCUUGUUUGGAGAACAAGUUACCCGACAUGUCAGCGAAUACAUACAUAAAGUACGAAUCAUCCUAGGUAGUUAAUCGUUAUCCAAUCAUAGAAGAAAAAGAAAAAGGUUGCGUUUGUGAAUUUUUCGUCGAGAAUCAAGAUCUUCUUCUUCUCCUGUAGGAGUUUGAUCCUUGUCCAUAUCACAUCAAUCCAAGUUUUAAGUUGAUUUGAUAUGUUACAUACUCUGUUCGUUUUCUCACCUGAUUAGUGAAUCUUGUUAUUUUCAUAUAAAUCAUUAGGAGUGAAGAUGAGUAAAGGCAGCAGCCUUAAGCUGGACAACUAUCUCGAAAAGAGGCAAGCUGAAUCUUUAAGGAUCAUAGAGAAGUACCCUGACAGGAUCCAUGUGAUUGUGGAAAAGGCUGAGAAAUUUGAAAUCCCAAACAUUGACAAGAAAAAAUACCUAUCAGACCUAAUUAACAGUUGGUCAAUUUGUGUAUGUGAUUCGCAAAAGAAUCAAACUAAGUUCAGAGAAAGCUAUCUUCAUAUACGUAGACAAUGUCCUUCCUCCUACAGGAGAGAUUCUGUCAAGCGUCUACGAAGAGGAGAAAUAUGAAGAUGGCUUCCUCUACAUCACUUACAGUGGUGAGACUACGUUUGGUGCUUCUUCAAUCUAAAUCCAUGACCUGAGAAACACCUGCGUUUUGAUGUUUCCCAUCUUUCAGUUUGUGUAUAUUGUAUUCUACCAGCAGAGUCUUCUCAAGAUUUGUGGGUUUUUUAAUGUUCUUGCACUUUUAUUUUUAAAUAUAUAGACUAAUAUUGACCAAUGCCUAUUAAGCUAAAUAUCUUAUCAUCAACGUGUAAUUGAUCCUCUUGUAUUUUCUCCUUUUUAAUGAUGAAAAUAAUAAUUUUCAAUAUCAGUAAUAGUAUUAAUCAAUUUCCAUGGUCAAACUAGCUGGAUAUAUAUAGUUUUGUUUCUUAACUCAAAUUUUAUUCACAGAUCCUUCUCAUCAUAUCUUAGUUUAAAUUCAUCUCUUUGUAUAUUUCUCUUACUAAUGAGUCACUAACUUCUUUAUAAACCAUAUCUCUCCUUCACAUUCAUCCCAAAACCCUUCCUCAAAGACUUCCAGGAACUUUUUCGUAGUGGCUCCGUUCCAUGCCUCAUUUCAUAGGGAACCUCAAAGCGGCUUCCCUAAGACUCUUGUAGUAACAGGUUUUCUUCUCACAUUUAACCUUAUUUUCUUCGCUUUUGUAACUUCCGCAAAAUGUCCACCAACUACUCCUAAACACCUGAAACCCCGAAACCACCCAAGAAGGACACGGCGGUUAAACCCACUUGUCCAACCGACACACUUAAGCUCGGUGUUUGCGCAGACCUUUGGGGUUAGUCAUCAUUGUUGUCAGGGCCGGCUCAACACUAUUAGAAUCCAUAGGACAAAAAAAAAAUUUACUCUCUAAAAUUUAUUUUAUAUAUUUUGUAAUGAAAAUAAAACUAUAUACAUAUUAAAUAAUUUUGGAUCAUUUUUAAUUUUAUUUAUUAUAUUUAUAAAAAAAAUUUAUAUAAAAAUAUAGAUUUAUAAAAAAAUUGAACCUCUUAAUUAUUAUUAUACGGGGGACACGAGCUUGGUCCGGGGGCGGUCGCGACCUUAUCCUCCUAGUAAGCCGGCCCUUUGUUGGCUCUCCACUAAACAUUCCUUGUUGUGCACUUCUUAAGGGUCUUGCUAAUCUUGAAGCUGUUGUUUGUCUUUGCACCGCUCUUAAAGCCAAGGUAGUGGGGAUUAAUCUCAGUUUUCCUGUUGAUCUGAGCUUGCUACUGAACUAUUGUGGCAAGAAACUUCCUUACGGCUUCCAAUGUGCUUGAAGAUCUAUGAUUUUUUAAAGAUAAAACUCUCUGGUAUGCUUUGUGCUGUUAGUUAUUUUAUUGUCUAUUGUUUUUUUGUGAGAUAAGGGCAAAUCUCCAACCUUUGUUAUUUCAUAUUGAAUGGGUUUCAUUUUGUAAGGCUUGAACUUGUUAA